Molecule: messenger RNA, 9422 nt
Organism: Bombus huntii
Lineage: Eukaryota; Metazoa; Arthropoda; Insecta; Hymenoptera; Apidae
Product: discoidin domain-containing receptor 2-like
Exons: 11
Coding region: 786-2681 (631 amino acids)
Source: RefSeq, a predicted model, not a curated record
GAGCGAGAAAGCCUCUGGUAACUGGGUCCCCUUACCCCUCCGGUUCGGUCGCCCCAGCCGCUUCACUCCUUCGAGCAACUGGAGGUUCUCGUCAGCUUGUCAGUUAGUGCCGUGGCGCCGUGACGGUACGGUUGUUGCUUGGUGCGUUGUUUCGUUUGAUCGUACGGCUCGCGAAACGUGUCUGCUAUUCAAUGGGGACCUUGCUCCGGACCCAUCGUCGCGACGGACACUGUUACGAGCAGGGAGAUAGUCAGUGAUUCAGUUUGGUGACUGGAGAUUAGUCGCGUGUGCUUAUUUACAUCAGAUUGUUUCGUUUUAGUUUUCUUCUUUAGUUCUUUGACUUUGGUUUUUACCUUUCUUUGAGGGGGGCGGAGGAUAUAUUUUACGUGACUAGUUCGGUAGACCUUGUAAUAGUGCGUUUUUGUAAUUGCAACGUGUAUUGCAAGGUGCGACGAGAGAAAGCAAGUGAGGUAUUCUGUAUUUGAAGCAGAGUAAGAGAAGAAAAGGCGGGAAGAGAAGAUCAGGGCUGUGAUCGAUGAUUUCUUACGUGCUGUUUGGUGUGUGCGCGUUCUAUGCCUGAUCAACGUCCGUGCAGUACGCGGUAUUGUAGAUAAGGUUUCAGGAAGUUGCAGUUUAGAAUUUUUAAACUCUUCGCAUUUAGGGGUGAGCGCAUCAAUUUUGGCCAUUAAGCCCUAUAGAGAGUGAGACGUUAACGCGAUAGCCGAAACGAUACGGUUAUGAAAGUUCGAUGACCAGUGGAUAGCGGACCAUCCAUCGACGCCACCAUGGACUACCUGCAGACGUGCCUCAUCUUCUACCUAUUGAUCCUCUGUUUCUGUGGAGGACGAACUAUAGACAUAUCACAAUGCAUCGCACCCCUAGGGAUGGAAUCUGGUGCGAUUCCCGAUGCAGACAUCACAGCGAGUUCGAGUUUCGAUAGCGGAAACGUCGGGCCACAUCACGGACGGUUGAGGCAAGAGAGCCACGGAGGUGCCUGGUGUCCAAAGCAGCAGAUCACGACGGAACCACGCGAGUGGUUGGAAAUCGAUCUUCACACGGUCCACAUGAUCACUGCCACCGGCACUCAGGGACGCUUUGGCAACGGCCAAGGUGUCGAAUACUCGGAGGCGUACAUGCUGGAGUAUUGGAGGCCGAAGCUCGGCAAAUGGGUUCGAUACAGGGAUGUUCGGGGCGAGGAGGUGAUCAAAGGGAACACGAACACCUACCUGGAGUCGAAGCACGAACUGGAGCCACCGAUGUGGGCGAGUAAAGUUCGCUUCUGGCCGUACAGUUAUCAUCGUCGCACCGUUUGCAUGCGGGUAGAGCUAUACGGUUGCCCAUGGAACGAUGGGAUCGUGUCGUACUCGAUGCCACAGGGCGACAAACGUGGCAACUGGGAGUUCUUCGAUGCGACUUACGACGGUUACUGGGACGGCCAGCUUCUACGUGGCCUGGGACAGCUGACGGACGGCAAGAUCGGGCCGGAUAACUUCAAGAUGAGUUAUUACGAUUUCGAUAGAGGUCAGGGAUGGGUUGGUUGGAGAAACGACACCAGGUCCGGUCAUCCUCUAGAGAUCAAAUUCGAGUUUGACCACGUCAGGGAAUUCUCCGCCGUGCACAUAUUCUGCAACAAUCAGUUUACCAAGGAUGUACAGGUGUUCUCGGAGGCCAGUAUAAUGUUCAGCGUCGGCGGAAGAUAUUACACAGGUGACCCGAUCGUGUACUCGUACAUGGAAGACAGGAUCUUCGAGCAUUCGAGGAACAUCUCGAUCAAGCUGCAUCAUCGCAUUGGCAAGUUUGUUAAACUGAAGUUCAGCUUCGCCUCACGGUGGAUCAUGAUCAGCGAGAUUACUUUCGACUCUGAUAUCGCUCACGGAAAUUUCACUCCUGAAUCGCCGCCCACGACGGAAGCUCCGAGACUUAGGGAUCGAAUCUCAGCCCGCGACAAUCCUCUGCAAGCCGAAGUUCCAGUAGCGAAGCAGGAAGAUCCAACCUACAUGGCCGUAAUUAUCGGUGUUUUAACCGCGGUCAUCCUCCUGCUUGCCGUUGCGAUUUUCUUGAUCGUCACGCGACACCGGCAACGAAAGAAUUUUGCCAGUCCUCUUGGUACCAAGAACGCGAUUCCGUCGAGCAAUCAUCAACAUCUGUCGCCAGAAUCCGCGUACGGUACCACGGAGAAGGAUCCGUCGUUGAUGACGUACCGAGUCGAGGAACUCGACGAUCGAUACGCCGGAACCAAGCUAACGACGCUGCCUCGCGACUUGAACGAUCGUCUACUAGGUGACGUCAGGUUGGACGAGUAUCAGGAACCCUUCUACGAGAACAAGCACCGAGAACCGCCUCAUGCCGCUUAUUACGGUUAUAGCACUGUUGUUAUAGACAACAAGGACCUCCACGACAGCGUUGAGCAGUCUGAUGCCACCUACGAUUAUGCAGUACCAAUGCCUGUGCCUAGUGUAAGCAGCGAUCAGGACAGCGUGUUCUCCAAGUCUUCAUCAAGGGGUAGCGCAAAGGCGUGCUUGCAGAGCUUUUUCCCUCCACCACCGCCCCCGAUGAGCGCGCCACCCCCACGAGGCUCCAGUAAUCUGACGUACUCGAAUCCUCCGAGCCCGGAACCAGUUUGCGAGCGCGAGCGCAGAGGAAGCAAGCGCCGCGAACACUCUUUGCACAGAUAUGCGUAAGGACUGUUUCAUCCUGCGGAAUGCACGCGGUACGCCGCUAGAUCCAAGGUACGAUAACAUUUCGUACUUCACCUUGAGAGAUCGACCGUUUGAUCCAAGUCUUCAGCAUCCAUAGAUCGGCUAUCAUCUAUCGUUCCUAUUUUUAAUCUUCCACUUUACACGAUUCUCUGUUCUCCACGAAUCUUACGUUGCAACGAUGUACCGCCCAGUUCGUUUCUAUUUGAUAAAUUCGAUCGUCGAGUCUAAUUCCCCGAAAGAAAAAAAGAAUCUACAAUGGAUGCUGAAGAUCUAGCGAAAAUUCGAGCGCUGUCGAAGCGUCGAAACGAAGCGGAAGAAGAGGACGAAGAAGAGGAAACGACAAGAGAUCGAGUUCGAGCGCAACCGGGACAUGGAGAACAUUUUUUGUUCGCGUCGGAAUUCUCGAACGGCCCAAUUAAAAAAAAAAAAAAAAGAUUGGAACAGGCGAAAAGCCGUCUACGAUUCGACGCAGCCACUCGAACCGCGGUCUCGAUCUCAUCGAAAUCUUUCUCCACGAGCACUGCCAUUCGCGCACUUUCCGAGCGUACCGUAGAGUAGAGGCGCAAUACCUCGAGUGCCGCGCUUAAGAGGACUUAACCUACUUGCAACCGGCAGGUAGGCGAUACGCGUAACCGGAGUUGAAACUACAAUUGGCAUAUCAGUUAAACGGCAGCAAGCUGCCGAGACUCUUCUCUGGAAAUUCGUCUCGUCGAAACUAAUGAAAAAGAAGCGCGAUUCGUGAAAUCGACGCGUCGAGCACAACCAUCUACGAUCUCUAUAUUUUCUGUCAGUUUUACCGAGUAACAGGGUGUGUACACGACCACGAACCAAGAACAAACGUUGUAGCACGCGUCGUUCUUCGAUCUUCAGCGAGUUUUCAUGAAUUAUUAUAGUCGAGGAUAACGAAGCUUCGAUUUCACGGGUCGCUACGAGUCCGCGUUAUUUGGAAACGCGUUCGCACGCCGCAGUUGCCGAACUUUCUUUCCGUUCAAAAGACUUUCGUUCCCCGCAGCGAAGCUUUGCGAAGCUAGGCCAGGAUGGAACACGCGCGAAAAAGUUAUCCUGUAACCCUCUUCUCCCUUAAAUUCCAAACUCCGUGAGUGAGUUAGAGGGUUUAGAAGUUCCGGCUGAAAGAAGAGAGUAAAAAGAGCAAAGAGGGAGGAGGUAAAGAGAGUCGUAUUUUUCGUUGAUACAGCCUCGCGUGUUCGGAACGUUUUUCCGCGCGAUGCUACAUUUCUUCCGGGCCGAUAAAAUGCACGAGCGUUAGCAGCUUCGUUGAACCGUUGUUCCGCGAACGAAAUUGUAAUUCGCGUAGGUCGUGUUUUCGCCGCGGUAAAACGCGGUCGCGAUAAGAGAACCGGCGCGAUGCAACUGGACGCGACUUGACGCGGCGCUGCUACGCGACCGAGCGGAUUUCCAGAAGGAAUCGCGUGUUUAAUGGUUUCGUCUGUUCGGCGCGCAUGUGCAACCAGAUCGAGCUCGCUAUCGAUCCGUGGCUAGGCAAACGAUAAAACGGCAGAGUGAAAAAAGACAAAAAAUAAAAAAAAAGGUAAAGUAAGAAGCAAUCGGAGGCGAAGAAAAAAGAAACAGAGAAGCGGUUUCUUUUUUUAUUUUUGGUCUUUUUAUUCUAGUAAAAAUAUUUAUUCGGUUUUGGCGAUUUCUGCUCACGACCGAUAAUUAAUCGCCGUUAAUUGUUGCUUUGGAAUGCUAUUCAUGAACGAUUCCUGCGUGAUAGAACGAACGUCAAGUAUUGUCGUGGUAAGAACAGGAGCGAAGCUAAAAAAGGAUAGGGGGACGAGAACGUGCGGAGAUCGACGCGAUGAUAUCGAACGGAAAACGGUAGCGGUAGGGACGUGGAAGAACAGGCUUGGGGUGGACGGGAGAGGGGGGUGAACAAAAGAUUUGUGGGAAAAGGAGAACGUUAGCGAGCUUCGAUCCCGCCUCACACAAGACUGACGUCAGAUAAAUAAUCCAGUAUCCCGACUAUGCUGUAAUACGUGCAAAGAGGCACGUGUACGCGCCUUCGUAUGUGUUUUGCCGUAUUAUUUAUUAUCGCAGCAUAUAGCGCCCCGUAAACGAAUCUUUAAUUUAUAUACGUAUUAUACACACGUACGCGUAUAUGUGCGAUAUAUAUACGAGGGAAGAGAAAAAAAAUUAUAUAAAUAUAUAUAUAUAUAAAUAGAUAUAUAAAUACAACAAAGGUAAUGCGUAAUUAUGGCGCGUCGGCGAAUUUUAAGCGUAUAAUAACGAUAUAUUAUAUAUAUAUUAUAUAUAUAUUGUAUAAGCCCAACUUUAUUUCUCUAUCACUACCGACAUCGCCUUCAUGCAACGAGAAAAUAAAAAUCAAGGGAUUAACCGGCGUAAGGAAUCGACAAUACAGGGAUGAGACAACAAUAAUUAAAUACAUGUGUACGUAAAAGAUGAAAAAAAACGCGAAGAAACGAUGCGAGAAAAUAAUGGUAAAUAGAUAAACGUGAUUUAACGCGAGCAUGGAGAGAACCAACCACAUUGUGAUAUGUUAAGAAAACUAAUACUAAUAAAAGUUAGAAGAACGAGACGAAGACAGUCGCGAGACGUGACUCUAGGCACAUUUGAUAGAUCUCGCGCUAACUUCCACGAGGAAGCUCUUCGUCGAAUCUCGGCGCACUUCUCUUUUAUUAAGUGAACGAUUCUCGAAGCAACUAUGUAUAGAACGCUUACAAAAUAUAUUUUCGAUUUAUACUUCGAGCCUUUUACUUCUAUACUCUAUCGGAUGUAAAGGAGUUGCAAUGUUUAAGCAAAGAUCGUUUAAUGAAAGAUUCAACGAAGAGUUUUCUUACCGAAGCCGCGUUCUCGUUCCUGGCCGAACGAAGGGAUACACGCGUAGCAUCUAACAACGAUCGGAAACUUACCUAUGUAUAUUUAGUGUUUAAUCGUCGCCACCGUAGAAUGUUAAAAGUAAACCGUAAGAGUGACAGCUUCGAGUGCUUCGAGUGUAAAUAUAACCGUUAGGGACCUCGUGACACACACACAACAUACACACACACGCACACACACACGUAUACUUUCUUACCUAUACACACCUUUCAAGCGCCUUAAGUUGGGGGGCACUGAGCAAAUAACUUGGUCGCAAUAAUAAUCGUCGUUUUCUGUUCUUUCUUUCUACCGUUGUUAUCUUUUAACUUUCAUUUUAUCCAAGAUUUAAAAGCAAAAGAAAAACGAAGAAAAUGAAACGAAUCGCAAAGAGAAAAAGAAUAUCACGUACAAGCGUUAUCGUUUUCGACGUUAUCGCAAUAAUUCAGCGGCGGACUGACAAGAGCGAACGAGAAUGAAAGGAAAGAAGAGAGAACGGUUGCUUCAAGGUCCUUUCUCAUUUUGUAUCCGGCAUCGCGACGAUCGAGAAGCUGUGAACACGAGUUCCGGUAUCGCGCGUUCCACGAUGUUCCUCCGCAUCGCGUUCAGCUUUCAAACUUCCGUUGACAGCCUUACGCGAGCUCGGACAGAGAAAGGAAACGGAGAUCCUUAUUGCGCGCCGCAAUUUUUCACCGAACUUCUGCAAUAACCCCGGCACCGAGCAUUAAGUACCUUGAACUUCCUGCACUUCCAGUACCUAGGCAGUCCGCUUCUGGCAAUAAUCGUCAAUUUAUCUUAAAGCGUGCACAGACGGUAAAAGGAGAAUGACGUUCACGUGCAGACUAUACGUUAAGGAAGAAUUAAAUCAAUAACCGGUCAGGGGUCGGAGAGAAUUCCGAAGGUUCUUAGAGAUUCGCUAAUAAAGAGUAAGAAAAAAAAAGAGAUAAAAGAGAUGGAAAGGGUGUAAAGGAGUGGAAAAAAAUGGAAGGAGAUCGUUAAAGAUGGUGCACACUCCCUCUUCGUUGGGAUACGAAGAGGAAGAUAAAGAUGACGAAGGACGGUACUUUCGUGCCUGCUCGCAGCGUACUUCUUAGGAUACUUUAUGGUUCCUUUGUGCAGCGAAGCUGCAUGCUGCCGACAUGUCAAUGACAACGGUGCGCCGAGUAUGCACCGAGAUCGUCGAGAUAUCGCACGCUCGUUCUAAAUCGUCGCUGCAACUCUCUCUCCCAGUGGCUCACAGCCUUAUUCGCGCGAGUUUUAUUAAACUUUACACGCACACGUUCUAUACUCUCUCGCAGCGGGGAGGGGGAAGAUCCGUUUUAUCUUCAACGGGAUAUAUUCGCCACGAUUUUACAUCUCAGGAAGCGAUAGUUCUUCUCGAAAUCGUAAUAAUCGCGAGAUAACGUAAACGAUGUGAGUUGCGAGGAUUUUCCCUUCGUCGAGUCGUUUAUCAUUAAACUACCCGGCAGUUAUUUAAAUUUAUACCCAUUUUCUAAAGAAGACGCGAAUCGAGAAUGUAUUUCUUUUGCACCGCUAUAUCCACCGUCAACCUUUUUCUUAGAACGUCUGUGUAGGCAGAACAAUUUCCACGUUAGUCCGGUUCGUAACGACGAAGACAGAACGAUCUAGAAGCUCGGCAAGUAGAAUGCUCCCUAACAAAAAAUCCCUAUGAAAGAACUUCGAUCGAGCAUUGCCCUUUUCAACGCACCUUGUCGUUUGAUAUUAACAUCGACCAAGACUCCUCGCGACCUCCUCGUUCCAUCUACUGCUCGUCGAGUCUACGAGACUUUUCGAUACGCGCCCGAUGCAACGAUUACCAUACCGUCGCGACUUCUGUUUCCUGUGGCGCGGCCUUUAUGAGGCCAUAGCCUUUUUUAUUCCCGCUGUCUGAACGUCGAUGCGACGAUACGCGAAAAUACGGUCCGGCGAUAUCGUUCGAGAUACGACGCGAUCGGUUCUGCAUCGGUACCUACGAUACGGAAAAGACACGAAGGCUGUAGGGGGAGAGCUGCAGCGAGGCAACCGAAGAAAGUCCCGUGCAUAAAUCAGCCGUUACAACCCUUUUUCGAUCCGACAUGAGAAAUGCGGGAAGAAGCUCGCCGAUAGUGACGGCCAACAGGGGAAAAACUGGCCCAUCUUUUAUUCCAAGACGUACAAGUGCGUGCGCUCGCGAGCCUCGUAAUAGGCGAGGAUUAAAAAGAAAACGGGACGAGUCAAAGCGUUUGAUCGAGCCUCGGGGUGAUAUUAUGCGUGAGUCUGCAUCACACACACGAAAGUGUUGUUAGAUGCCCGACGAAAGUUGUUGGUCGUGGCAGAGAAGACUCGGGGAUCAGCCAGAAUUUAUGCGUCGAUGGUACUGGCACGUUCAGUAGAUGCAAACGUAGUAGUCAGACACGAGAGGCUGGGGCGAGCAACACCGAGGACUAUUGUUUCUUGUUAAUUUUUUGAUAGCGUGAUAAACCGACGAAUAAUUAUAAACGUUUUACAAGAUACUUAUCUCUUUGUUCUUAAGUUUUUUUGUAUUUCGGGCAUAACAAAAAAUGCGUACAUUGUGCUUUUUGCAGGAAGCAAAUGUCAACAGUUACGUUACGUAUGACGAUAAUAUAAAAUGUGAAAUGUUUUAUACCGUAUUUACCGUUUUUUUUUUUUUUCAACUUCUCUUAGGUCACGUCGUUGAAGAACUAAAGUAGAAUUUAUAGAAUUUAUUGAGCGAAUUACGGGGGUACUCGAAUCUUGAGGCUGGGAUUUAAAUAAAAAUUCAAUCGAACAAGUAACGACCAACUCGCAAUUGUUUAAGUAAAAUGUGAAAGUUUGUGAGUUUCGUUCGUUUUGUCUUCGUUACUGUGAAUUAGAUGUUGUACGAGAGGAACGAUAAUAUUGUAAGUUAUAGUUUAGAGAAAUUUAGCAUAACUCGAGAAUACAGUAUGUACUGAAAUCAAUGUAAGUUUGCAAUAAAACAGCUGUGGCGUCGAUCUCGGUGCAUUUCUUGCUCAAAUAUAUAACUCUAUCGAAGUCUCGUUUGAAUAAGCGCCUGUUUGUCGAAACAAUCUCUAAAUAAAAUAUCGUCAGAGCGACACUGUUGUUGCGUUCACUUCGACCACCUCGCGUAUCGACAUCGAUCGUGCAAAUAUGAGGGAUGUCGGAUGCUUACGUGCAGCUACACAAGCACGCAACGAGUAGAAGGGAACGCGACGAGCAGGUACGAGGAUGGAAAACAACGACGAUCGGUUUAUAUCAUAGGUUUAACAGGACGACGGUUCAGGAAACAUUUUCGCCACCCCGGAACUAUUAAACGCGCCGCAUUAUCUCUCAAUGUAUAUAGCAAUUGUAAUUUAUACAUAAUAUGUGUAAACGUAUUAUAAAUAAGCCCGUCGAGACACGGGAAGUGACCAUUUUGUAUAUAAUUGUAACAUAUAGCGUGUAACUUGUAAGAGAAUGAAGAACGAACGACGGAAAGCGUGAAAAUUUACAUAUGAAGGAUGUAUGUACGCGUGAUUGCGAGACAUGGAAUAAUAAUAAUAAUAAUGAUGAAAAGGUAAAAAAAAUAAAUAAAUAAAAGAUACCACUGUGAGUGUAAUUAUAAUUGAUCAAUAGUAAUAACGAGUACCGGAUGCAUAUUUGAUAUUUGUGUGCCUGUAUCCUUUUGUAUGCUAACGAGAUAGACGAAAAUAAAACUAUACAUAUUAUAUUGUACUAAUUGCGACGUAGGAGGAAACAACUACGUGUAACGAAGUGUAACACGUGCACACACGAGAAACACACACGCGUAUCGUACACGAAGAGAUACACAAGAGAAGACACACACACUCUUCCAGUUGCAUACACACAGAGGAAACACAGACCAGUCUAUCUGUCCUGGAUUGGACGAAAUAAAACUUUUAGCGAAGCGAA